AAUACUAUUACAUUUCAUCAUGUUUUAAUCCGAAAUUGAAUUAGACUUCAUCAACGGAAAUAUGUCCAUCAUUCCAAUUAGCGUUAUUACCGACUGGCUCAACCUGUUCCCUCCGCAUCCCUUGCUGUUUUUGUUUUUUUUUUUUUUUCAUUUAUUUAUACCGCACUGGGCGUCUACAACAAGCGUGGUGUUUUUGUUUUUUCUUUUGAAUUUUUUAUCCAUCCUACUUCCAUCCGCUGGACGAAAUGGCAUGCUAUUAAGCGUAAUAGAUUCAGGAAAUUGCCAACACCGCCAGAACUAAACACCAGCAGAAAACAGGGAAGGGACAGAGAAAAAAAUAACCGUCAGCACAGAGCAAUGGCGCGUGUGAUUCGGGGUUUUGCUCGUUGAUUUUCCACCCCGAGACCACGCCAGUGACCCAGUCUCUGGGCAGUGAACGGACACGCGACAUGUUAAUUGCUCCAGAAAGCACAAGCAUUACCCGAUACAGAACCCGUUACAAAAUAGCACACGUCCGUCACUUUUCAUAAUGGGGCAGUCGACGGUUCCGUUCGUGCCACCGCCCCAUAGCCACAAUCGAAGUUGUACAAAUAAACCACAAUUAGCACCUACCGGCUCAUCCCGGAACGCGUUACGUCUCGCGUCCGCCGUCACGAAGCCGUACGUCAGUGCGCAAGAAGCAGGGCAAGUAAGAACGCGCGGAAGCAAAAUGGGAAAAUUGUUUUAGAUUAGCCUAUCCGUUUACCGCACGACCGAGUUGAGGCGGCCGCUUCCAGCGGCAUUCGGUCGAGACGGCUCCGAACGGGCAUCGGGAACGGACCAAAGGGGCAUCUUUGUUGCAUAUUUCAUCAGCCCACUAAGUGGCCGGGUGCGUGGCCCGUGUGUGUAUGUGUGUGUGUGUGUGUGUCUGUGCAUUGGCGUCGUCUUGGUCCAGCAACGAAAGCCAAGGAUCCAGAGUACCUUGGUCGUUGUUCGCUCGCGGUUCGUGGCCCGCUAUUUACGGUCGUGAAUUAUAUCAUCCUACACAGUGCGCCCUGCCUUCCCACAGUCACCGGGUGUGUUUGUGUGUGUGCGUGCGUGUGAAGACGGGUAAUAAUAUUUGCAUGGUAAAACGGUGCCCAUUUGUCGUCUGGGAUCCCACAAUCCACAACAUCGUUUGGUGGACGGUUGUUGCUUGUGAAUACCAGUUUGUACGCGGUGCCUUUUGCAAGAUUGAACUUGCGACGUGAACGAUGAAGGUUGUGCAUUUGCUAGGCAUUUUUGCGAUGGUAAGCGUCGGUAAAGCGUCACUGCUAAUACCCGACCGCUUUAACACGACCGGUGACGAGAUGGAUCGAACGAACGAACCAGUACCCCAGUCAGCCGGUGGCCCAGUGUGGAAGGACACGGAACACGGGAAGGUCCUGUCGAGAAGGAAACGGUUCAUCGUAUUUCCGGAAGGUUCCAGCUUUUCGGUGGCCGUCUGCAUGACGAUCGGUUUGUACGGCAACCCGAACUAUCAGUUUGUAAGUUGGGCCCUUAACUGGGGCAUCGCGUACAAUUUGCCGAACCAGACGCUCAGCUUCCAGAAGGAGAUGACCGAACCGAAGCCGAUGGUGCAGCGGCGCUUCCGGCGCGAUCUCUACCAGAAGCUCGAGGUGAUCAUGGACAGCAUGGGGUACGAUGGGCGCGACUGCAUACUGCGGGCGCUGUGCGAAAGCUCGCAGUACUUCGGUGGCAAGGGCCAGAACAUGAUAGCGGAGAUGUUGCGCACCCUGUUCAGCUACCCGAAGCAGAAGGUGCUCUCGUUCGAGCACGCCGACCACCGGCUGUACGAUGAGGCACACCGCAAGGGGCGCAAUAUGGCACCGUGCCAAUCGCUGUACGGUAGCUGCCAGUUUUCGUUGCUCGAGCUGGCGCUGGGGAAGUAUUCUACCCCGUACGGGUUUAUAAUGUUCGCACCCGGUGGAAACAGCAGAAAUCGCUUCCUUCUUGAAAGUGGUUUGGAUUCACCGCCGGCGGAAGUGGACUCAUUGAGCGCAGUGCAAAGUACCCCGCUGGCGAGCGAUAGGCAACGAAGCAACACGAUGCGCAACGUUACAUGCGGCGUUGCUAAGAAACGGCAACGAAUAAAGCUGCCGAGCGCGGUAUUGCUUUGGGGUUUGUUUGCGCUGCUGCUGGGCCUUAGCUCAUCCACUGCCGGUGUGUACGAUGGUGCAGAUGAUGGUGGUGGUACUGCUGGAGCAGUAGUGCAGGAUGCAACCGCCCCGCAAAGGAUACUUUCGCGCAAGAGACGCUUCCUGACGUUUCCCGAAGGAAGUUCCUUUCAAGUAGUGUACGAUCAAACCAUACCGAUGAUCGGUGUCGAGCGGCUGUUCACGAUCGGCAUUACAGUCGCGCUGGCGUACGAGCUGCCGAGCAUCACCUUCAACCAGAUCGAGGAAAUGCUGCGUGAAAAUGCGGCCGACGAUAAGAUGGACCUCAACGCGAACAACACCAUCCUGGUCGAUAGCAGCAAACCGUCCACCACACCGGCGCGCAAGAAUAUCUUCGACUACUACUACCAAACACCGGGCCGACCGGCAGAGAACGUGCCCGGCCGUAUCAAUUACUACACCGCACCGGACCGCCGUUACGAUACGGUCGAUCGAUACGGGCAGCGUCUUCCGUCGUGGGAUCGGUUCGUAUCGAACCGCUUGCCGCAUCCACCGUACGCCGAUCCGACGGGGAACGAUUUUGGCAGCAUUGUGAACAGAUACCUUCAAGGUUGGAUACGCCGUCAUCCGCCCAACUAUCCGAUGGCCAAAAAGCGCUUCUAUCCGGUGUUUGGUAAGCGAAGCAUCCGCGAAGACACGGCCCCACUCGAUCGUCACUUUCUCAACCAUCAUCGGACAACGCGCCACACGCUGUACGAGCAGAUUGAGCAGUUUCUUACGGCCAAGGGUAAACACGGUCACCAUUGCGUGCUGCGGGCGCUCUGCGAAAGCGGCCAGCGUAAAGAUGACACCGAGCCGGACACAUUUUUAAAGGAAAUUCUUCGCGCCAUAUUCAGCCUGCCCGCCACCCAUGAACCUCCGGCACACCACAAGCACCGGCUGUACGAUGAAGCGCACGCCCAUGCCGGAAACUGCUCCGAAACCUAUUCCUACUGCGAGGACAGCUUUUGGUCGUCGAAUUUUGUGUUCUAGCCGUGCGCUGCACCUGCCAGUAUGCUUUGCUAAUGAGCGUGUAAUUUACGUGUAAUUUGUACACUGGUAACACACAUCAACUACUCAAACGAUUGGAUGACGCUGAAGUGGGAAGCGGUGUUCACCGGCAAUGUAACGAUAGACUAUUCCACAAACGACGCAAGUAACGCGAAGCAAAUGGAACCAACCGUUCGACACGGCACAGGCUGGGAGCAUUCGUAUAGAAGCGAUGAUAUUAUUUGCAAAAACCGGAUCGUUCGACCGGAUCGUUCUAUACCGUUGGGCUCUCUUAAUGUUAAAUUAAGUUAAAACAAAACACAUGUUUUAAACCCCCGCCACUACGAAAUGUAAGCUGAUCGCUAUGGUUAUUUCGUUUAGCAUGAUAAAUGUCGCAGCCAAUGAAUAGAUUGAUAAUAAAUUGCUCUUAUU
Molecule: messenger RNA, 3596 nt
Organism: Anopheles coluzzii
Lineage: Eukaryota; Metazoa; Arthropoda; Insecta; Diptera; Culicidae
Exons: 8
Coding region: 1233-3167 (644 amino acids)
Source: RefSeq, a predicted model, not a curated record